Messenger RNA from Raphanus sativus (radish), 623 nucleotides. RefSeq names its product TPR repeat-containing thioredoxin TTL2-like. Bases 150 to 623 code for a protein of 157 amino acids. NCBI's taxonomy places the organism in Eukaryota, Viridiplantae, Streptophyta, Magnoliopsida, Brassicales, Brassicaceae. The record is from RefSeq and is a predicted model, not a curated record. Gene Ontology annotation, cellular component: cytoplasm. The transcript has 2 exons. Gene Ontology annotation, molecular function: protein binding.
UAUGGGUUAUAAAACCCUAACCUGACGAGUAUGUGGAAUACACGCUAACAACGCACCUCAAGAAACAGAGUAGAACGAAGGGUCUUUUGUAUUCCAGGGAAAGUUCCCAUAUUCUGCUUUCUUAUUGGCGAAGAGGAGAAUAAACUACAAUGAAAGAGGUAAUGCUGAAGCCCAAUGAACUCGUACCCGAAAUUGACAGUGUUUCCGACAAUACUCAUGACUCAUUGAGUACGAAAGAUAAUAACCAUCCCGAUCUUGUACAAGAAAAUCUCCUUUCCGGUCUACCAAAUAGCUUUACCCAUCGCAGCCACUUUGGUUGGUUACGUAGGAUCUUCCCUACUUCUAAGCCAAUGCCUUCGCCUGCUCCUAUUCCAGAUCCAAAAAAAAUCAACUCUAGGGGGGAAAAGAUGUUCAACACACGGCGUUACAGAGAGGCUUUGGAGUUCUAUGAUCGAGCAAUAGAGCUCUCACCGAAGAAUGUAACUUAUCUCAGUAAUCGAGCAGCUGCAUUGUCGAAAUUGGGGCGUACUGAGGAAGCUCUGAACCAGUGGGAAGAGGCCAUAAAGCUGGAUCCACAAUCUGCACAGGCUCGUCACGGUUUAGGCAUGUCUCUUCUUAGGUAA